This is a messenger RNA of Closterium sp. NIES-65, 1635 nucleotides long. The record is from the annotation of a GenBank genome assembly. NCBI's taxonomy places the organism in Eukaryota, Viridiplantae, Streptophyta, Zygnematophyceae, Desmidiales, Closteriaceae.
AUGUCGACGACUACUACCUCUCCUCUAACGCCACCGUCAGUUAACACCGUUGGCAGUUCGCAAACUCUUCUAACCGAGGCACGGGAGUAUCUCCCCGACGUUGACCAUGCCGUCUUCAAGCACUUCCGCAUCAUCAAGAGGGUCGAGGGAAAAGCUCAGCAGUACGAGUGCAAGUUCUGCAGCAACGUAUACACUAGUGCUGCCAUCCGAUGCGCAAGAAAGAGAGAAGCGGACGAGGCACUUGCGCUUGCUUGGGCCGCCCUCCAUAUCCCCGAGCGCCACAUUGACCAUCCUCUGAUGGUCAAUGCAUUGAACCUCGUCAAGCGCGUCGGCAUCGACUACGUCCCUCCCAAGAGGAGAUACAUCGGCGGUGCUGGCCUUCUCUCGUGUCGCAACGGAAUCGAGCAGGGUUUGGUGGGCAUUAAGGCGAGCUGGAAGAGGACGGGCGUGACGGUUUCGUCCAACAUGAUGACAGACCGCAACGGCAGGCCGCAGGCCAACGUGCUUCUCGUAAACGAUUCUGGCGCCGUCUUCACCGACUGUAUUGACUGCAACAUGGAGAGGAAAACCGGAGAAUACGUGGCGGGGAUUCUUAGGCCCGUGGUGGAGGAAGUGGGUCCAGAAAACGUUGUUGCGUUCUGCAUGGACGGGGGGUCGCACUAUGCGGUGGCGGUGAAGCAACUCUUACAGGAGUGGCCGCACAUUCAGGAUGUGCCGUGCGCCACUCACGUAUUGGAUCUUCUCAUGGAAGAUGUCGGGAAGAUGGGAUGGGCUAAGCUGACGGCCGAGUUCUUCGUCGCACUGCUGAAGCUGCCUUUUAAGGUGAUGAGGCAGACGGACGGGCAUGCCGUGGGGAUGAUGGGGAGGCUGUACAAUUUGAUGCUGCAUUUGACUGAGGACGUGGGGGGCUUACUCGAUGCGGACGAGGAGCAGCUGAGCGACAGGGACAAGGACAAGAUCCGCCGCAUCCUCAGAGACCGCUGGGACGGCAGCCUCGCAUGCGCCAUGCAUGUCGCUGGCCGCAUCCUCAACCCCGCGAAUCAGGAGGAAGAUAUUUUCGGCGCUGAUCCCGAGUGCACGAAAGUCUUCAAGGCGUUCAUCAGCCAGCAGGCCGAGUUCCUUGCGAGCCGCGGGGAUGGGGGGGAUGACGCGUGCGACAUCUUGCUUGAGCUGGGGGACGGGUUGAGGACGUUCCUUAACAUGAAGGGUUCUUUUGGGAUGCCGAAAGCCGUGGCACAGAGGAAGCUAGUGAAAGAGGUAAAGUAUAGCAUGGUGAAGUGGUGGCAGUGGAAUGGGACUAAUGCCCCUCGAGUGGCGGGGCUCGUGGUACGGGUGCUGUCUCAGGCCGUGUCAGCCUCACCUUGUGAGUGUGGAUGGUCCUCGUGGGAUGCCGUCCACACCGCACGUCGCAACAGGCUCGGAUCCGCCAAUUGCAGGGACUUGGUCUAUGUUGCGCACAACUGGAAUGUUGUGCGCAACUGGCACACGCGCGUUGAUGUCUUGCCACAUGUGGCGCCCGGGAUUGGAGCGGAGCCUCCAAUCCCGACGGGAUACAAUGGGCUGGAAGACGAGACGAAGGGAGAGGAUGAGGAGGAAGGCGAAGACGACAUCUUCGAAGACGAGUACGCUAACUAG